UCAACCGUCAACGUCACCGUCACCAAAACCACCAUCUACCGUACCACCUCCCUAACCACCAACCACUCUCGCGCAUCACAACACACACAAUGGGCCUCAUCCGCCGCGCCCUCAAACUCACCACCAUCGGCGGCACCGCCACCCUGGGCGCCUUCUUCUUCGCCACGCGCAACUCCACCUUCGUCCCCCUCCCCACCACCGACCCCAUCUUCCACACGCCCGGCUAUCAGACGUUGAACCCGCACAACAACCCCACGAGCCACGACCUGUGCAUCCGCCGCGUGCGGCUGGCCGACAUCAACCCCUCGCUGCUGGAGAAGAAGGGCAAAUUGACCGAGGCGUUCUGCGCGGGCGUGUGGAGUGGUUGGGGAUACGCCUACCAACGCCGCUACCUCUCCAAGAAAUACGAAUCCCCGGCCACGGCCACGGACCUCUGGACCCGGGAGCAGCUGCGCUCCGCCACCUACGAGGUCGGCACGCGCAUCACCGACCACUUCGAGGUCGUCGAGAAGACCCCCGAGCGGAUCGUCGUGCGGUGCGGCGACUCGCCCCGCAAGACCGGGGUGCGCGACUCCGACGGCCUGUUUGAGAUCUCGGCGGUCGUGAAGCCCGAGGAGGGCGUUGCCGAGUUCGGGCUGAAGAGUGUUUUCUUCAAGGGGACGAAGAACGACACGGGUGCGGACGGGGCUGGGGCGCCGCCCAUGCCGGCGCAUGUGUUUUGGUUGCAUAAGCAGUAUACGAAGUUGUGGAUGGAGACGGGGGUGCGGAAUGUUUUAAGGUGAUUUCUGUGGAUUGGUUGAUGGGGUGAGGGGUUUGACGGGUUGGAAUUGGGGUGGGAGCUGGGGGCUUUGAGGCACGGGGCUGGUAUAUAUACCUUGGUUUGUUGGGGUGAAGUGAGGGUUGGUUGAUGUAGAUGUAGAUGUAGGAUUUAUGGUCGGUCUAUUUGGUGUCAGUGAAGUUUAGAUUAUGCUCCUCAACCAUUGGGUCAAUCUGUGGCCUGUUUAUUCUUGAA
Messenger RNA from Aspergillus fijiensis CBS 313.89, 1012 nucleotides. RefSeq lists its product as uncharacterized. The record is from RefSeq and is a predicted model, not a curated record. The coding region runs from base 90 to 782 and encodes 230 amino acids. The transcript is spliced from 2 exons. NCBI's taxonomy places the organism in Eukaryota, Fungi, Ascomycota, Eurotiomycetes, Eurotiales, Aspergillaceae.